This is a messenger RNA of Colletotrichum destructivum, 2122 nucleotides long. RefSeq lists its product as uncharacterized. The coding region runs from base 148 to 1047 and encodes 299 amino acids. NCBI's taxonomy places the organism in Eukaryota, Fungi, Ascomycota, Sordariomycetes, Glomerellales, Glomerellaceae. The record is from RefSeq and is a predicted model, not a curated record. The transcript has a single exon.
UUGCCACAACGUCAACACCGAGAAUUUCCAGUCACCUCAUGGUUGUUUCCACUACCACCGUCGUGAUGACAUCAACCUCUCCUCUCUCUUUUUCUCACGAGAAGCAAUCUCAGCUACUCUCGCGCGACGAUUACAUCGACUUGCGCAAUGCCCAGGACCAGUUCUAUCGACCUCGUGCAACAGGAGCUAAAAACCGACAUCGGCCUCGUCAAGCAGGAGCUUAAAGAGUUCAAGGAUGAUGUCAAGGCCCAAAACCAGCGCCUUGAGGCCCAGAACCAGCGCCUCGAAGCCCAGAUCCGUCAAUCACAUGCCUACAUGCGAAACAACGCCUUAAAGAAUCCAACUCUCCCCAUCCGCCCUGUCAUUGUGUAUCGCCCUGAACAAGGCAUCCUCGAACCUGAACCUUCACGAUUUCCCCGAAACGCAGACGAGUUUUAUUCCUUGAGGGACCCUCAAACGAAUCGACACCGGUCGGUGUUAGCGUAUCUCGCUGCCUUCUACGACGUUCAACUCAGAACUGCAGACUAUCCUUCAGAAGAUGACAGUAGCGACGACGAAACAUUCCUCGACCGCCCUGAUGUUAUUGUAGAGAAGCUGGAGGACAUCUUUGGCUUGAACGAAGAUAAGUUAGUGAAGUUUAGGGGAAGAGCACGCCAAUUAGCAGCGCAGAACCCUUCGAAACCUGUCAAACGCUUGCAAACUUUCCUCUCCGACGAGCAACCGAUCCCUAGACCACGCCGACAGAGACUUGAGCUGCGUCCAAUUGGUGCCGAAGAUGAAAGGCCACACACUCAUGAUAACGGAGGCCGCCAAAGUCCCAAAAGCGCCUCUUCAGAAGGCUUGACCAAUGCCCGUCUCGGAUGGGGAACCCGCUCAACCCCUUCCUCGCGACGACUCCGAAUAAAUCGUACUCAAGAGCCCGAGCCUGUGCCUGUCACACCCGAACCUCAACCCAGGACACCGAAGUCUGAUUCCGAGAUACCCGAGCCCAAGGCGACAGUUAGCGACAGCCGGACACAUGCGUUCACGAGUCCGCGGGAACCAUAGGCUUAUCCCACUGAAGCAUGCUGAUAGAACCAUAUUAUAACACUCGUUCUGAAUCCCGUCGCAGGAAAACCCCUGCCAUAGUUCGACUACCCACUCCACGGGGUUUAGACCGGAAGCUUCAGACAAUCAGCUCGAAGACCUGUCACCGUCGCGACAUCUUUAUGACGACGAUGCCUUCAUGAUUGAGGAGGACCUGCUCGACCAUCGACCAAUGGAUAUUUCUGUCUGGCUUUCAAGAUAUAGUUGAUACCUGGCAUACCUGCCCUGUUUUUUCCCCACAACGGCAUAGGUACAAGCUGGUAACGCAGCUCCCCUGGCGCCUUUUAGUCACGACCCCAGAACUAAGGCCUAUCAGAAACCUCAGUCGUAACCCCAGGUCCAGCUUCCUGUUGCCGCAGCUUGUCUAUUCCCAGCUUCGCUUUGAACUACUUAAUUUACGGCACACCUUGAUAUAGCAAGCCUGGGAACAACCAUUUACAGAUACAAAGUUGAUCUAAACAUCAAAGUGUUUUAAAGAACUUCCUUGUUGGCUUCGUCCCCUGUCAGACCUCACGCGACACACAGGAGCUCUCAGGGCUGCAGGGCUAUCUUUUCCGAGUUCAAUAUCUAAGACGAGUUGUGUAUCUGGCCUCUAGACACUCGUAGUGGACACCCUCUUUAAACAGCCGUCGUGGGCAUUCUAAAGUUGUCCCCUCUUGGUUCAAUAGCAGCUUCAGAGACCUGGAAAUGAAGAAAGUACAGAUUCUAUUGCCAGCGGAUGCUAUGGACUGUCUGUGAUACUGAACUGUUAAGCGCUUAGUAACUUUUACGUCGAUGUGCAUCCCCAUGCAUGCUUACAGGCGCCCGGGUUUGAGGCUGAUUUGCAGCCAAAGCUAGGAAAUGAACGGGUGCCAGAAGAACCAUUCAAUGAUGAGAUACGACCAACUGUUACAUCGACAUGGGGUAUCAGGCGCCGUGGUGACAAGAGACGACCAUGUUGUUACGCACCGAACCGGAACGUGGACUUGGCAAAGGUGGCAUCUCAUUUCACGUCCAUGCACUGACCUCCCGUUUGAAUGCUAGCCACGUAGCCUAA